AAUGCGCGCUUACUCUUUUUUGUUUGAAGGAAGAUAAUUAGAAGUAAACAUGGCAGCCUCAACGAAAAACGUUCGUGUAAAGCUUUCUUUCAAGAACGUCCUUCUUUCUGAAAACCAUUUACCAGGAAUUUAUUGGUACUUGGUUGAACCUCAAACACACCCAACUGUGACACACAUGAUAAGAGAUUUGAAAUCAAAAUUUAACCUAGAAGAAGCAGACCUCGUGUUAAAAGUUGAGGACUGCGUUAUACCCACGUGGGAGAGCACAAAAAUCUUCAGGGAGAAUGAUACAGUAGAUAUCAAAUGCAGUGAAAAACAAGAACAGAUUAUCAUUGCAUCCUGCAACCAGACAUGGGAUGAAAACUCUCUCAAGAAGAAAAAGAAGAAAAAGAGGACAUCAGUAGAAAGAAGUAUUUGCAAAACAAAUGUUGAAACUGAAGAUACCCUAAAUGCAGAAAGUAAUGCAAAAAGAAGUGCAAUCCAUGAGAACAGUGGGUCAAAAAGGAAAAGCAGUGAUGUUGAUACUGGCAAUAUCCAGAGCAUCUCUGAAGCAGAUAUUUGUGAGUCAAAGAAGAAAAAAGCAGACUCAGAAUAUACAGAUAACCAUUGUUCAAAUAACCACAAUGAGGGGAAGAGUUCAGGAGAAGAAGCAGAUGAAGCUCAAGCAGAAUCCACAGUAGGUGACAAUUCAAACAAAAAAAGGAGAAAAAGGAAGCGCCAUAGGAAGAAAAACAAUAACAUAAUAGCUGAUCAAGCACCAAAUCAGGUGUGUCCAGCAGGCUCAGUGGUGGUGUAUGAUUCUAAGAUGCAUCACAUUUCAAAAAAUGGUCUCAAAGAUGGUGAACAAAAUCAACACAUAGUAUUUGAUACAGAUGAUGAAAUGACACCAACCUGUGAAUCAACUGAUGGACCAUCAAUGCCACAAAAUAAUCAGAUACUAACUACAGAUAGUAAACCUGCACAAUCUCCUGAGAUAUUAAGCAUGUCCAAAGGGGAUUUGGUUUCUGAAAGCCUAGACAAGCAAAAUAAGAAACAUGAUCAUUUUUCUGCAAUACCUGGGUGUGAUAUUCAAUCUGUACCACUGGCUACUGGUUCAUCUCCUUCCCAUCUAAUUGUUACACCUACAAGGUCAACAGAUGCUCAAGUAAAUGGAAAACAAGUUGGUGGUUUCCAGGUAUUUGACAGAAGAAAACAAAAAGCAGGAUUUUAUGAGAUGACCAAAGAACAGCAGCUGAGAUCAACACAAACAAACUCAUCAGUUAUUAUGCAGAACGGAGCAACACCAAAAGAUGUAAGUAUUUUGGAAGAGAAUACUGCACCACUAAGAGAUUACACAUCUCUCCCUUCAUUACUUGGCCCACCUAGAAAUGGGGAUACCAUUGCUUAUAAGGUUCUUGAAUUAUCAGAAGAUUACACUCCUGUGGUAUCGAAGUAUAAGGAAGCAUGUGUUCUAGAUUAUUCUCCAUCAGAUACAGUGGUUAAAUUGGAAUUGCUCACAAAAACAGAAAAGAAAAAUUAUGGUCGAUUUGAUCUUGUCAUAGAAGAUGAGAGUGAAGUGUUCACUAAUAUACCAACAGAAAAUGUGGUAUUAAUCCGUUUGGCUGAAAUGCUGGAACCAAAGCUUAUUCCAACAGGACCCUAAAGACUGAAGAAUACUUACUGUGCAGCUAUUAAAAGAAGACGAUCAUUAAUGAGAUUUUUGAUUUUUAUUUUAGUCACUUUGGAAUUUAUUUUGCGUCCAUUAGUAUUAUGUGAUUUUGCUCUUCUUAAUCAUUAAAAGUUAUAAUAGAAUCCAUGAUUUUGUGAAUAUGAAGUAAUCAGAUUAUACCCACCAUUAUGUGAGAUCUAUAUUUCAAAAAACAAAGCGUUUUCACAUUAAAUUAUACCCCAGUCUUGGAU
This is a messenger RNA of Lingula anatina, 1899 nucleotides long. RefSeq lists its product as uncharacterized. Gene Ontology annotation, cellular component: Cajal body. The record is from RefSeq and is a predicted model, not a curated record. Gene Ontology annotation, molecular function: U2 snRNA binding; U1 snRNA binding. Gene Ontology annotation, biological process: spliceosomal snRNP assembly. NCBI's taxonomy places the organism in Eukaryota, Metazoa, Brachiopoda, Lingulata, Lingulida, Lingulidae.